AUGUUUGUUGCUACGGACUUUGAUCGUGCGUUGCAAUUGGCCAAGGCGUCCGACGACCGUCGUGCAGCUAACAAGUCGCUCGGCCUGGUGGACGGCAUUCCUGUGGGUGUGAAAGACCUUUUUUGCAUGGAAAAUAUGCCCACUACUGCCUCCUCUAAAAUCCUCGAGGGCUUUGUGUCUCCCUACGAGUCGACGGCCACACAGAGACUGCUCAAUCAAGGUGCAGUACUUCUGGGUAAGCUGAACAUGGACGAGUUCGCAAUGGGAUCUGGCACGCUGUACUCUAAGUUUGGUGCGACCAUCAACCCAUGGUCGAAGGAUCUCGGGGAUAAGGCGGUGGUUGCAGGUGGGAGCUCAGGUGGAAGUGCCGCGGCGGUCGCUUCAGGAUGCUGUUUUGCGGCGCUGGGAUCGGAUACGGGAGGCUCAGUGCGUCAGCCUGCUGCGUAUUGCGGCAUUGUCGGACUAAAGCCGUCGUACGGACGAGUAUCACGCUACGGUAUGAUUUCGUAUGCGAGCUCUCUGGAUACGCCGGGGAUUUUUGCAAGAUCUGUCGGUGAUGCAGCCAUUGUGCUAAAGGCUAUCGCGGGGCCAGACCCAAUGGACUCGACUUGCAUUACUGAUACGUUGCCGGAUAACUGGUGCUCAAACACGGUUCAGUCUUCGAAACAAUCCAAGAAAGUUGACUUGACUGGUGUUCGGGUUGGCGUUCCCGCGGAAUACUUCGUGAAAGAACUCCCUGACGAAAUUGUAGAAGUGUGGGAUCAGGGCAUUACAUGGCUUCGUGACGCGGGUGCUCAAGUCUUUAGCGUGUCGCUGCCAACGACGAAGAUAUGCAUUCCAGCCUACUACAUUCUGGCUUGUGCCGAAGCGUCUUCGAAUUUGUCUCGCUAUGACGGUGUUCGCUACGGUUAUAGGGCAAAGGACAUUACUUUGAAGUCGCAAGAAAACCAGUCGGAUGCUCUUCAUGACUUGUACUGCAGAACACGAUCGGAGGGAUUUGGAGAAGAAGUACAGCGUCGAAUCCUUUCCGGUACAUUUGUGCUCUCCGCUGGUGCCAUGAGUGACUAUUAUGAACGAGGCGUGAUUCUGCGUCAACGUAUUCGCCAAGACUUCCAGCGAGCCUUUGAAGAGCAGGGUCUUGACGUCUUGUUGACCCCUACUACGCCUUCAGGGCCGUUUCCCAUUUGCAGCAAGCAAGCGAAGGAGGAUCCCGUCAGCAUGUACCUGAAUGACGUUAUGACUGUUCCAGCGAAUAUGGCCGGCGUACCCUCCAUCUCCCUUCCAGCUGCACUGACAAGUGACAGAAAUUAUCCGCUUGGACUUCAGCUCAUGGGAGCUCGCAAGAUGGAAGAUCGUCUACUGCAAGUUGCAAACGCCUUGGAGCAGCGAGCUAACUUUUGUAAACUUGUUCCUGCGCGUGUGUACGUAACUGACAGAUAA
Peronospora farinosa is the source of this 1440-nucleotide messenger RNA. The record is from the annotation of a GenBank genome assembly. NCBI's taxonomy places the organism in Eukaryota, Oomycota, Peronosporomycetes, Peronosporales, Peronosporaceae.